Amphimedon queenslandica is the source of this 5208-nucleotide messenger RNA. Its product is annotated as transcription initiation factor TFIID subunit 1-like. Gene Ontology annotation, cellular component: transcription factor TFIID complex. Lineage: Eukaryota; Metazoa; Porifera; Demospongiae; Haplosclerida; Niphatidae. The transcript is spliced from 38 exons. The record is from RefSeq and is a predicted model, not a curated record. Gene Ontology annotation, molecular function: TBP-class protein binding; histone acetyltransferase activity; RNA polymerase II general transcription initiation factor activity. The coding region runs from base 49 to 5151 and encodes 1700 amino acids. Gene Ontology annotation, biological process: RNA polymerase II preinitiation complex assembly; transcription by RNA polymerase II.
UUAAAAAGGCGUGGUUUUGUUAAUUCUACCACCAUACCAUCGCAUACCAUGGAGUUCACAGCUUUCCUUUUUGGUAAUAUUAACGAAGAAGGCGAGCUUGAGGACGAAGGACUGUUAGGACGGAAUGAAAUUGCCCAGUUGGGUAGGAUGGGUGUGGUAGAGAAUGUGGUUGAAGAUGUUCAAGAAGAUGAUAAAGAUGAUGAUGAUGAAAGCAGUUCUCCAGUUGCAGUUGCAUCAGUCUCAAAAGCAGAGGAUUAUGCUGACAUCAAUGAAUUAGCUGAGGAUGAGUCCGAGAAGGAGAGACUCUACAAUGUUGGAAUGAAGUAUCUUACUGAAAAAUCUCAAUCCCAAGAUGAUUACGACGAUUAUGAUGAUGAAGAAGAAGAUAGCAAAAUGGAUCAGUCUUCAAAAGAAAGUGGGAACGUUCCAUCUCAAACUUCAUCUGCUGAUCAGCCAAACAAGACCACACCUGGUGACCCUAUUCAAAUAAUAAUAGAAGAGGUACCACCAAGUACAUCAUCUCCUGCCACCAGCGUAUCCACAAUCCCUUCAACUACUGAACUACAUGCAGCUAGUUCUAGGCCUCCUCUCUCAACCCUCUCACCUAAUACUGCUUCCUCUUCAGCACCAAUGGCAGAGGAGCGUAUGGAUGUUGAUCCUCGGCCGGUUGAGGAGCAAGAAACAUUUCCAUUGUUACCAGAAGGAAUGACAAAGGAAGAACUACUGGAGAAAGUAACCAAGUUAUUUCCUACUUUUAAACCGAACACUAUCCUGAGGUUUUCAAGUCUGAUACCUCCUAACCCGGCGUCAGUACCUAAUCCAUGGAAAGACUGUAAGAAACCAGCCAAGAGGAAGAGAAGGGUUCAAGAGGAGAAGGAGGAGGAGGAGGGAGAAGAGAGAGAGUUUAAACUGAACUAUGGGCCAGUCCCUGAUCCUGAGAUGUGUGACGAUCAGGAGAAGAGGUUUCUGUGUCCCGUUGGCAGUGUGGAGGAGGGAGAGAGAGGAGAGGGCUUGGGAGGAGAGAGGAGAGCGGUUGAUAGUGAGACCAAGGAAUGGAGAUUUGGUCCUGCUAAGGUUUGGUAUGACAUGAUUAAUGUACCAGAAGAUGGUCAUGGACUGGACUACGGCUUUAAACUAAAGUCUUCAUCAGUUGAGCAAGAUGAAGGGUUACCUGGUUCAGAUAUUGAUGAUCCAUUGCCUGAUGAUGCUUUCCUCAUGGUCACCCAGCUACCUUGGGAGAAUGACAUACUCACUUAUAUACCACCCACUACUGGCCCUCAUAAAACUGCCCAAGGUGGUGUAUGGACUACUGCUAGUGAUAGUCGGCAGAUGGGAGGGACAUUUGGAGGCGUGGCUCCAGAACGGACUCUUGAUUUACCAGAGUCAAUGUUUCCAGUACAAAAUAAUGACCUCAUAUUCGGAAAAUGGGAAGAAGAUAUAAUAUUUGAUUCAAACGCAGUUAAGUCAAUACCCAAGCCAGUGUUGCCAAGGUUGGAUCCUAAUGAUCCUAACAUUAUCAUUGGAUUACCUCCUGAGCCUCCUCCUCCUCCCUCUCUUGACAAAGACAGCAAAGAUAACAAAAAAGAUAUGAAGAAGUCGUCCAAGUCCUGGAGCAAACAGACUAACAAUAAUAAAGGAGAAGGAUCUUCAAAGGCUUCUGGCCCUGGCUACCAAGGCAACAAGGACCCAUUCAACCUCUCCAAUGACGAGUAUUACAAUCCAGGCCACGCCUCCUCUUCAUCUCACGGUCUCCCAGGGAUAGAGAGCAAUAACAUGGUACAACACUCCACACCAGCUCUGGACCUGUACAUCCCUUGGCUACCAACCUACUGGUCUGCUAGUGCUCUCAGAUACUUCCAUAGACCCAGACUAAAGAUUAACAAGUUAACUAAUGGAGGGGACAGUACUGGUUGGCAGCCAUUGAGCAAUUUGAAGAAAAAUAUAGCAAAGAAAGAUAAAGAGCGUGAUAAAGAAAGAAUCCAGUCUGGAGGUGGUGAGGUAUUCUUCAUGAGGUCCCCAGAGGACCUCUCCUCGUGUGAUGGUCACCUCAUACUAGCGGAAUACUCAGAGGAGCACCCUCCACUGGUAAUGGCUACUGGAAUGGCAACUAAAAUUAAAAAUUAUUAUCGAAGACCAGAGAAAGUUAAAGGUGCAGUUCCUCCAGAGUUUGAAUACGGUGAAACAACCUAUUUACAAAACACUUCAUAUUUCCUUGGUAACCUCAAACCUGGUCAGGCUUUACAGAGUUUUGAGUGUAAUUUGUUUCGGGCGCCAGUAUAUCUUCACAAUGUAUCUGAAACUGAUUUUCUAAUUAUAAGAUCUGAUAAUAAGUAUUAUAUUCGUGAAUUGUUUGAUUUGUUUGUCGUUGGUCAAGAGUGUCCUAAAAUUGAAGUCCCAGCCCCUAAUUCAAAGACAGUUAACCAGUUCCAGAAGGAUUUCUUACAAGUCUACUUGUACAGGUUGUUUCAAGACAGUGAUGAUGAUCCUAAGAAGAUAAAGAUGGAGAUGGUCAGGAAAGCAUUCCCUUCCUCUGUCAUGUCUGAGAGUGUCAUUAGGAAAGUCCUUAAGCAGUUUGCUGACUUUAAAAGAGAAGGUUAUGAGAGUGGUUCCUGGGUAUUAAGAUCUGAUGUUAGACUACCAACUGAGGAAGAAAUAAGAGCAAUGGUGACACCUGAACAAGCUUGUGCUUUCUUUAGUAUGCUGGCUGCUGAGCAGAGACUAAAGGAUGCUGGUUAUGGUGGUAAGUCACUGUUUGCUGUAGAAGAAGAAGAGGAAGGAGAAGAAACAAAUCAAAAGAUUGAUGAUGAGGUACGAGCUGCUCCAUGGAACACAACUCAUCAUUUCAUUAAUGCAAUGAAAGGAAAAUAUCAACUAUCAGUGAGUGGACCUGCUGAUCCCACUGGCUGUGGGGAAGGAUUCUCUUACACUAGACUCAAUCCUAAGGAAGCAGGUCAUCCCAGCACUGUAUCUCCUAGCAAGAGGCCAAAGACUGUAAUGGGAACUGAAGCUGAUCUAAGGAAACUCAAACUAAGCAAAGCAAGGAAUGUACUGAGAAACUUUGGAGUACCAGAGGAAGAAAUUGCUAAGUUAUCAAGAUGGAAAGUGGUUGAUCUUGUUAGAAGUAUUUCAACUGAAGCAGCAAGAUCUGGAGGAGCUGUUGAUGUUAGUAGUUUGAUGUUUGCUCGAGGCAGUAGAUGCUCCCAGUCUGAGGCUCAAGAGAGGUACAAGGAAGAAUGCCAAAGAGUGUUUGACAUUCAAAAUAAGGUACUGUGUUCCAACGAGGUGUUGUCAACGGAUGAUGAGAGCAGUGAGAGUGAGGGAGAGAGUGAUGAUGAAUUGGGACGGAAUCUCGAGUCUCUCCUCUCGUCAAAGAAAACGGCACUGGACCUGACACACGAGCAGGAGGAGAUGGAGAGACAAGAACUGAGGAGAUUAUUACUGGAUGAAUCGAAUGUUGGGCCCUCUUCUAGUAAAGGAGCUACUGACAGUGGAGGAGGAGGAGGGGACCAUUCAGAAAGAGCCACUCCUUCUCUUGAUGUAGACGAUGCUUCAUCAGUCCUCAGCUUCUCAAGUGGGCGGAGACUCUUGAUAUCAAGAACCUUCAGAGAUGAGGGAGGGAGAGAAUACGUGAGACAUGAAGUAGUAAAGAAUCAAGGAGUCAUUGAUGCUUAUGUGAGGAUAAUGAGUGGAUCAAAGGAUAAAGAUAUCAGGAUGGAGUUUGCUGAGAAAGAUGAGAAAACUCGUGAAGACAUGAGGAAAGAAGUGAAAAGAUUACAGUCAGCUAUUAGGCAGCUAGAUAGAGCUGAAGAGAGAGCUAAACAAAAGCCUCAGAAACCAAAAAAGAAUAAAGAAUUCACCGCCAUGCAUUUAACAUGUAGUGCUUGUGGUCAGAAAGGUCACAUGAAAACUAAUAAAAACUGUCCAAAAUACAAGAAUCAACCUGUUCAGGUUGCUCCUACUGAUGACGAGUUAGCAGCUGCUACCAGUGAGGUACCGCUAGUUCAAGAUGAUCUCGUUAAAGUUGAAGGGACUAAAGUUGUACUUAAGAAAGAUUUACUUGAACAUGCUGAAGAUGUUAGGAGAAGAUCAUUAGUACUGAAAUUCCCUAAAGAAAAGAUUCGUAAAAGAAAGAAGCAAGGAGAUGAACAAUUAGAUUAUUUAGAGAAAAAAGCUAAAGCUGGAAAGAGAAGACGGACCAACCCAGAGGUGCCAUUUGCUGCUGCUUUAGAGAAGAUUGUUAAUAAACUGAGUGCUGUUCAAGAGUAUUGGCCUUUUUGCAAACCAGUUUCCUCAAAAGAUGUGCCUGACUAUUAUAAUUUGAUAAAGUUUCCAAUGGAUCUUCAAACCAUGAAAGAUACUGCCCAAAGGAUGUUGGAAAUGUCUAACAAAGAAAUAAAUCAAAACAGUCAAGCUCUUGAGAAACUAGAGUAUGAGAUUAAUCCACUGCUGGGAGAUGAUCUACAAGCUGCUCUGUCCUUCCUCUGUCGUAAAUCCAUUGAAAGAAUGAAAGUAGUACCUAAUUCUUGGCCAUUUCAUUUUCCAGUAUCUUCUAAGAAGUUACCAGAUUAUAGAAUGAUCAUAACUAAACCAAUGGACCUUCAGACUAUGAGAAAGAAAUGUGAGGCUGAUAGUUACAGAAGUCGUGAGGAGUUUCUUGUUGAUCUUAAUCAAAUAGUUGAUAACAGUAUCACAUAUAAUGGACCAACCAGUCCCUUUACUGUCACUGCCCAGAGUAUGAGGGAAGUGGGACUACAAUAUCUUGAAGAGGAAAGAGAACAUUUUGAACAAUAUGAAAGCCAGUUAGGACCUUUUGACAAGUCACCACUAAAUGAACCAGAAGGACUAGGAGGAGAGAGUGGAGAUGAGGAGGCAGAGGAAGAAGAUACUAGUACUAACAUGAAUAUUACUGGACAAUCCAGUGUCAUCAUUACUAGUGAAGACAGUAUUCAGAUUGGGACUAUAGAUGUUGAAGGCACAGAUGAAGAGGAUAUAGAGAAAGGGAGGAAAGGAGAAGGAUUGAUAGCCAGUAGUUUGUUACCAGUCACUGGUGGUGGUAUGGACAUAUUGAGUCAUGAUUUACAAUAUUCAUCAUCAUCAAGCAGUGAAGGAGAGGGGGAAGAGGAGGAUAUUACUGAUAUGGAAGAAGUGUAACUUUGUUUAUGUGUAGAUAUCAUACUCCAUUCAUUUUUAACUUAAUUCGCAAAAAAA